AUGAAGUACUCCUUCAUCGCUGGCCUGGCCAUGCUGGGUGCGGCUCUUGCCGACAACGUGCCCUCCAUUGAGGUUAAGGGCAAGAAGUUCUUCUACUCCAACAACGGCACCGAAUUCUUCAUCCGUGGUGUCGCCUACCAGCCGGAUUACGAUGGCCGCAAUGGUGGCUCGGGCCAGGACCACUACACCGACCCGCUGGCCGACCCCGAGUCCUGCAAGCGGGACAUCAAGUACCUGACUGAGCUGCGCACCAACGUCAUCCGGACCUACGCCCUGAACCCCAAGGAAAACCACGACGAGUGCAUGAACGCCCUCGCCGAUGCCGGUAUCUACCUGAUCUCGGAUUUGGCCGAGCCCGGCAACUCCAUCAACCAGGACCAGCCCACCUGGGAUGCCGACCUGUUCACCCGCUACAGCACUGUUGUCGAUGCCUUCGCCAAGUACCCCAACGUCAUUGGAUUCUUCGCCGGAAACGAGGUUGCCAACCAGGUCAACCGUACCGGUUCCAUGGCCUACGUCAAGGCGGCUGUCCGUGAUAUGAAGAAGUACAUCAAGGAUAAGAACUACCGUUCUUCCUUGUACAUUGGUUACGCCUCGGAUGACGACAAGAACGUCCGUGAGCAGACCACCAACUACCUGGUGUGCGACGACCCCUCGGACUCGAUCGACUUCUACGGCUACAACAUCUACGAGUGGUGCGGCAAGUCCUCGUUCCACGACUCGGGCUACGAUGAACGUACCAAGGACUUCAAGGACUACCCCGUCCCCGCCUUUUUCUCCGAGUACGGUUGCAUCAAGCCUGCCCCGCGUACCUUUGACGACGUCCCCGUUCUGUUCGGCCCCAAGAUGAACGACGUGUGGAGCGGUGGUAUCGUCUACAUGUACUUCGAGAACGGCGCCGAAUACGGUCUGGUCUCGACCCAGGGCAAGGAGGUCAAGACCCUCCCCGACUUCAGCCGUCUGUCGUCGCAGAUCCAGAAGGCCACCGACACCGGUGUCAACAAGGACAAGUACUCGGUCUCGCAGACCGUCGGCCGCAGCUGCCCCAAGGUCGGCUCGGACUUCAGCGCCGCCAGCGCCCUGCCUCCCUCGCCCGAUGCCGAUCUCUGCUCAUGCAUGUACGACACCCUCGAGUGCCGCCCCAAGGACGACAUCAGCGACAAGGAUGUCGACAAGAACCUGGGCUACCUGGGUGGCAAGAAGGGCGUUAUGGAUGGUGUGACCGGUGACGCGUCCAAGGGCAAGUACGGUGCCUACAGCAUGUGCAACGCCAAGCAGCGUCUCGGUUUCGCCAUGAACGCCUACUACAAGGCCAACAAGGGCAGCGCCGGCGAGAAGGCCUGCGACUUCAACGGUGCCGGUACCACCCGCAACGCCGCCAAGGCUAGCGGUUCCUGCUCGUCCCAGAUGAACGACAUCGGUCCCUCCGGCACCGGCACCGUUUCCGGCGGUGGCAAGCUCGCUGCCAGCACUGGCGGCGGCGGCGGCGGCAGUGGUGACACCUCCAAGGCCGCUGGCUCCACCAGCGGCCCCCAGGCUGUUCACGUCGGAGCCCUCCAGGCCGGUUUCUACGUGGUUGCCGCUCUCGCCUCGGGUGCUUUCAUGAUCAUGCUGUAA
Molecule: messenger RNA, 1617 nt
Organism: Penicillium alfredii
Lineage: Eukaryota; Fungi; Ascomycota; Eurotiomycetes; Eurotiales; Aspergillaceae
Product: glycoside hydrolase family 72 protein
Exons: 1
Coding region: 1-1617 (538 amino acids)
Biological process (GO): fungal-type cell wall (1->3)-beta-D-glucan biosynthetic process
Cellular component (GO): fungal-type cell wall; cytoplasm
Molecular function (GO): 1,3-beta-glucanosyltransferase activity
Source: RefSeq, a predicted model, not a curated record